Molecule: messenger RNA, 681 nt
Organism: Magnolia sinica
Lineage: Eukaryota; Viridiplantae; Streptophyta; Magnoliopsida; Magnoliales; Magnoliaceae
Exons: 1
Coding region: 1-681 (226 amino acids)
Molecular function (GO): RNA binding
Source: RefSeq, a predicted model, not a curated record
AUGAAGGCGGAUGAUUGUCCAUGGAUUCACGUCCUAGGGAAGAAACCCUCCUCCUCCUUCUUCGUGUUCAUCGGCAACAUUACUUUUGAUACUACGGCGGACGACAUCAAUCGCAUUUUCAGGAGGUACGGAAAGAUAAUGGAUGUCUUCCUCCCAACGGAUAGGAUUCGGCAUCGACCUAGGGGUUUUGGAUUUGUACGCUACCGUUAUGAACAAGAUGCGAUUAAUGCUAAGAAAUGCCUACAUGGAAGGAGGGUCGAUGGUAGAAUCAUAACAGUUGAGAGAGCAAAGAGUCAGAACGAUGCACCCUCACCUUCCCUUCCCAUUCCCAAACCCACCCUACUGGAGCAGUUAAACCCUAUUCCGCCUUUAGGAAUGCCCUUCCCGCCCCCUCCUUUUUUGGACAAGGCCUUCAGCCGUCCAGCUUCCCCUGCCGAGAGAAUGUCGAGUAACACUCGGGGGCCUGAGAUUUCUGCCCCUUUCUCGGCUCACGCCAGCAAGAAAGAGGUAGAUCGGCUUUUGAGGCAACUUGUAGCCACCCUAAUAGUAUCGACGAAAGACGCCAUGGUGUCCAUCGUUCAUUUGACUGAUUCUCUCCGUAAAUUUGAUCACUCGUUAGCUAAGAUAAACAUCACUAGGGUUUCAGCAUUGCAGUUCUUGUUUAAGUUCCAUACAAAGUAG